Teleopsis dalmanni is the source of this 868-nucleotide messenger RNA. RefSeq lists its product as uncharacterized. The record is from RefSeq and is a predicted model, not a curated record. NCBI's taxonomy places the organism in Eukaryota, Metazoa, Arthropoda, Insecta, Diptera, Diopsidae. Bases 87 to 542 code for a protein of 151 amino acids. The transcript has 4 exons.
CUCAUAUUUCGGUCGCAUUUUUCUAAAUUUCUGAACUUUUACAGUUUUUGUUUUUAAAAAUCCCUCUUGAUUCCUUAUCUGCCAAAAUGCAAAAUAAUAUUGCGAAAGGUAUUUGCGGAGCCGCAAAAAACUUUCGUUCGCAAAUUACUGUGACCAGAGGACGAGGUUUCAUGGCUGGAAAAUCCAAAUUUUGCUUCUUACUUGAGAAGUCUAAUGAAAGCGACGAAGGCUUUCGUCAAUUCGAUGCACUCUCUCCAUCUGCUUUAACUCAAAGAAUUGGUUUAACACGCGCUUCAGUACUGCAAAACUCAAUAAGUGUUCUGCCAGACAUCCGUAAGAAAAGUAAUUGCAAUUCGGAAAGGAUAAGGAAUCAACUCGCACUUCAGCCCAAAGUAGUUAAAGCUACCUUAAGUGCCCAGCAAAUACUCUAUUCUAUUGCUACCGGAAUUGGUGAUACAACUACCACAACUGAUCACUCGAUUUGUGGUAUUUGCAAAACGCGCCCUUGCUGUUGUUAUAGAAGGUUCAACGGCAAGUUUUAGGAUUGCUGCGGGUCUUACGGAUGAAUGAAACAAAUUAGCAGAUUAGCUUACAAUCUGUUGGGAAUUCACAAAAUAAUAGUCUUGGAAAUUUGUUCCAAAUGGAUCUACUGGUGCUCAUACAUAUGAGUUAAUUAUUUCCUUAUUCAAUAUCAUAACAAUUAUUAUUAACGAUUGAAACGUUGUAAAAGUUAUUAUGAUAUCAAAUCAGGCGAUAAUUAACCCAUAUAUGGAAGAUCUGGAGCGGCAUCCAUAUUUUGAACAAAGUACAAUUAUUAAAACAAAAAAAAAAACAAAAAUCAAUAACACAAAAAUAAUAAAGAACCAAA